AUGAUAGACUUUGGGGAAGAUGAGUGGCAAGAUGAGUGGGAGUGGCCUGCAGACUGCAAGGCUCAGCGAGAGAUGGAAAGCCAUCUACGUUGUCAGAUCUGUGGCGAUUAUUUCCACGGCCCUGUUUUGCUUCCUUGUUCGCAUACAUUUUGCUCUGCCUGUGUUCGGAGAUUUUUGCAGAGUAAAGGGGCGCAUGGCUGCUGUCCGUCAUGCAAACAUCCUUGUACAUCGCGAGAUUUAGUGCCAAAUCGCGCAUUAGAGCAAGUAACACUGCUCUUUGAGACGUCAAAGCCAGAACUACUGAGACGACUGCAAUGUACAACAGUGCCUAGUUCAGCAACUUGUACACCCACAACAGAGAAGGGUAAGAUUAAAAAGACGAAAUACGACAAGCCGGAACGAUUGCCGGUUAUGUCGUACAGUGUUAUGCGGGACAAGGAGGUGAGGAAGCUAUUGGACUCGAUUAAUGUCCGAGUGCCGACCAAGAAUCGGGAAGAGAUCAUUCAAAUUCACAAAGAGUAUGUGCUACUGUCGAAUGCUCAGGCGGACUCAGUGAAUCCAAAAAGUAUCAAAGAACUUCGCGAGGAAGUAGUGCGGAAUCAUUAUGCACGAAUGCAGCAAAAGGCCAAGACAGAUGCAUUCAAACGCAGUCAUAGCGGGGAUGAAAAUGCUGCAAGUGGAAAUAUAGCGUCACCAUCGUCCGGGGUCACGAUACAAAUGCGUGCUAAUUUUGAGAAACUUCGACAAGAUAUUGCAGACCGAAAAGCAGGAAAGACUUUAUCGAAUUCGACACAAACGACCACUGGAUCACUCACAAAUACACCAGCACAGGCAACUUCAAAGGACGACGAUGACGUUGUAUCGGCUGUAGGUGUAUGGCGUCACUUUUGUGCUUUGGACACGAGUAUCAAACAGGAAUUCUAUGUAAAUUCGGUUACACAUGAGAUUCGAACGGAGCUGCCUUCGCCACUUGUUCAAGAGCAGUCGCCCGCGAAUCGCUAUGACGAUCUAAAUGGUGUAGCGCGUGCUUUUGUAAGGAAGGGAUCCACCGAUGUGAGUCCAGACGAUGAGGUGAAGGUAGCAACUUCGGUAAAAGGCAAGACUAAAGCACAGCGAGCAAUCGCACCAGCUUUCGCUUCACCCGAUGCAACCUCAGAGCUUCAAAACGCUAGUGAGGGUAUUGUGAUUUCUGAUAAUGGACAUUUAGAGGAGGGUACAGAUGAGGUAAGUGGGGACAAGAAAAGAGAAGGCUUUGGUAAGCGCGCUAGAAGCGAUGAUGAUACCGAUGCAGCGAAUGACUUGAUUUACGCAAUCGAAGACACAAAUGAGACGCCAAGCAAAUGGCAGUGCUCGCGAUGUACACUAAUUAACGAAGACAACUGUCACCAGUGCGAAGCUUGCGGCUACGAACCUACUUUACUAUUAUCUCGCAAGUUGUUUCCAUUACGAGGCAUCGAAGAAUGGCUGCGUAAUAUCUAG
Molecule: messenger RNA, 1479 nt
Organism: Plasmopara halstedii
Lineage: Eukaryota; Oomycota; Peronosporomycetes; Peronosporales; Peronosporaceae
Product: e3 ubiquitin ligase
Exons: 3
Coding region: 1-1479 (492 amino acids)
Biological process (GO): protein monoubiquitination; DNA damage tolerance
Cellular component (GO): nucleus; Rad6-Rad18 complex
Molecular function (GO): metal ion binding; ubiquitin protein ligase activity; single-stranded DNA binding
Source: RefSeq, a predicted model, not a curated record